AUGAAGCCGUCCAUUUAUGAUAGAAUCCUGCAGAGGGAAUUGGGCCAUCACUCAUCGAUUUCUAAUCUCAAAGGCGUCUACAGCGCCUCCGAGUGGAUCGAUGACUUGGACAUUGUCAAUGAGCUGGGUGGACAUACCGGAUGUGUCAAUGCCUUGAGCUGGUCCAAAUCAGGGCGGCUGCUAGCAUCCGGGUCCGAUGACACAUACCUUAACUUAUACUCCUACCAGCCUGAUUCAUCUACUUCUCCGUUUGCGCUCAGUACCUCAAUAUCAACUGGCCAUAAAGCCAAUAUCUUCUCGGUCAAGUUCAUGCCACAUUCCAACGACCAAACUCUGAUUACCUGCGCCGGCGACUCUGAAGUGAGAGUGUUUGAUAUCGAAUACUCUUUCCGAAAUGGCUCCGCCGCUCCUGUCACAGACGCGUUCGCCGCAUCAAGGAGCAGGCGGAUGACUGAUUUCUUCGCCGGAGUCCGUCAUUUGAGUCACCAGAAUACCAACGGUCGCGUCUACCGCUCACACUCUGAUCGCGUCAAGAGAAUUGUUACCGAGUCAUCCCCCUACUUAUUCCUGACCUGUUCGGAAGACGGUGAAGUGCGCCAGUGGGAUUUGCGGCAACCUUCCUCUUCGUACCCCGCACCACGCGGUGGGCAGGGUUUCAUGGCUUACAGGCCUGGUCUAUAUCACGAUGAUUCUAACAUUCCGCCCCCUUUAAUUUCAUAUAAGCGCUACCAUCUUGACCUUAACACCAUCUCGUGUUCUGCAUCCCAGCCACAGUACAUUGCGCUGGGUGGUGCCCAUCUUCAUUGUUUCCUCCACGAUCGUCGCAUGAUCGGACGUGACUUGUUAGCCGAGAAAGGCCAAUUGAACGGUUUUUCUCCCUCGGAAGGUACCUAUGAGGAUGAUGUUAUGAGCAAUGCGACUCGAUGUGUUCGAAGAUUCGCUCCGAGAGGCCAAUCAAGAAUGAAACCUCAUGACAAUGGCCACAUUACUGCUUGCAAAAUUAGCGAUGCGCGACCAAACGAGAUUUUAGUCAGCUGGUCUGGAGACCAGAUUUACAGUUUUGACCUGAUCCGCAGUCCGGAUGCCAGGGAGAACCAGAAGAAUGGCCACGCAUUGAAAAUGACCACCACACAUAAAAAGCGUAAGCGUGAAAAGGUCGCUUCCGCAACAUCCCUAGCGAGUGCGAAUAGGAGACCUCACUCCCGUCUUCGGUCAGAAGAAUCCCCUAUCGACGAUUUAGAAAUGUCUUUCGGUGUCCGCUAUGGCAAUGGAGAAUCAGCAAAUGUUCCAAUCUCGUUGACGGAGGACCUGAACAGUGAUACCCCCGAGCAUGUUAUUGAAAGGGCGCGAAUUUCGGUUCUGACUGAAGCACAAAAGCUGAGUCUGGAAAUUGCAAAAGGUCUGGUGAAAAUGCGAAAAGCUCUGUUCUCUCUUGAAGCAUCGGUCCGCGAGACGUCCCAGGCCCAACGUCACUACGAUGUCGCCUCAUAUGAGCCUUCGUUCACAGCAGCCCUAAGUCAUGCGUCAACCUGCCUAAAACAGAUGGAUGAGGUUCAUAGGCAUUGGAGGUAUCCAAUCAAUCCUUCUGCAGAUGUUGUGAUGUUUCAGCAGACUCUGCGGCGGAAUCGUGAAGCUGUUCGACGUUUCGUCCAAGCCUCGGGGACUGUGGCUCUUUCUUUAGGUGCACGUGUAGAAGGUACUCAUCAAGCAGAGGCCUUUGAUCGAAUAGUACCAGCGCCUUCAGAGGAUGGUAUAAUUGAUUCGGAAUCGCAGUUCGCAUAUGACUUUUUGAAGGCAAUUCUCCUCUGGAUUGAUGGUGGUCGUGAGUCUCUUGUUGAAGGAUUCAAGCUGAACCAGAAUUCUCCUCGCAAUCGCUCUCGGUUUCCCAUACCAGAAGAUCAGGGUGAUCGUGCAAUUGAGCAUUGUCUUAUUCCUUAUCUGCGAGAUUUAGCUGGAUCCUCGCCAAUCGUUGAUGUAGAUGCUUCUCGCUUUGAGCGCGAUGAAUCUCGUAUAGUUUUCCACACACAACAAGCUGCCGUUGCGGCUUUUGAGAAAGCUGUCGGGCUCCCUUUGGAAGAAUUGGAUGGCAUUGCCGCUAGAGAGGAUGAAGAUGAGCCGUCUGAACGAAUCGUGCGUGCUUUGAACAGACGUGCGGCCGCUAAAUUCUGGGGGCUCAAAGUUGGGAGAGGCAUAUUGAUGAGAAUCGGUGAAGGUAUCAAUUUUGAAUUCGCCAAUCGUGCAUUUGGUGGCUUGCGGACCUUUUUGAAAGAUGACGAUGAUAUCGAGAGCGAGCGAGUACAAAUAGAGAUCGACACGGAAGAUGACGAAGACGAUAUUGAAAAACUUCGUUCGAUUGCUAACCGAGUCAACAGACGAAGCUCAAUCUUACAUAGCAACCACGGAACUGGAGAACCAAUACAAUUUGGCCCGUAUGGUGAUUCAUCACAAGAUGAGUCUGAUGACUUUGACAUGUUUGGUGAAGGAACGAACCAUGGAUUUGUCAAGGAUGUUAACUAUUACGGAUUGAAUGAUGAGUAUGUUGUUAGUGGGUGUGAUUCCGGACAUGUCUUCAUCUGGGAUCGCAAAACGGCCAAAUUGGUGAAUAUACUUGAAGGAGAUGGAGAAGUUGUGAAUGUCGUCCAAGGUCAUCCGUACGAACCUACAAUGGCAGUUUCUGGAAUUGACAACACAAUCAAAAUAUUUUCUCCAGACAGGCGCGCACAGGAUGACGCUCACCACGGCCUUAAUAUAUUAAAUCCUGACCACCCAGCAAAUAUGUUCGGCAGUCGCCCGCGCACUACUGCCGAUGGUUCCCAAGUGUUUGGUCUUCGAAGCUGUAAAAGGAUCAAAAACAGCUAUCAAAUCAUGAGCCAGAACGAUAUUGAAAGACAAGGCGGACUGAGUGAUGCUUACAUAACGAGAAGUAUGUUGGCUCGGCUCGCAGUGUCACUCGGACAGCGUCGGGCAAUGGGCCAUGCCCACCCUGCUCCUGCGGAAAUUGGCGAAGAUGCUACCAUUGUGCUUGACGAAAACUGCACAAUGAUGUGA
Talaromyces atroroseus is the source of this 3048-nucleotide messenger RNA. RefSeq lists its product as hypothetical. Lineage: Eukaryota; Fungi; Ascomycota; Eurotiomycetes; Eurotiales; Trichocomaceae. Gene Ontology annotation, molecular function: protein binding. Gene Ontology annotation, cellular component: Cul4-RING E3 ubiquitin ligase complex; cytoplasm. Bases 1 to 3048 code for a protein of 1015 amino acids. The transcript has 6 exons. The record is from RefSeq and is a predicted model, not a curated record. Gene Ontology annotation, biological process: negative regulation of fatty acid biosynthetic process.